CCUGUGGCGCGAUAAAGAAACAACGAUACAAGGGUUAGAAAAGGUUUAUUCGCGGAGAAAAUUUGGAAUGUCGCGUUUAUGAACUGUUUAUGAGUAGCUGUAUAUUUGCACGUUAUUGUCUCGAACGCGCGUCGACGGAUAGGUGUAAUUGUUAUAUUUUGUAGGGAGUGAACGAUGGCGAUAUCGAUAUUUCUAGAAGCGCAAUUAUGUCUCUACAGGAUGACCUAUUGGUAGGACAUGGUAUUUGUCACGUAGGCAGUCGCAUACAAGAAUCAGCGCCUCUGUAGAUAACAUAUAGAACUUUCCGUAACGAAUUGCGAUCGUGUUGGAAAAGUGUACGGAACGUGGAAUGUACGGCCAACGAGAUAUCGUUAUACGAAACGGGAACAAAAGAAUUUAUAUAUUUGUAAAAUAAUAACAGAAAAAAGGUCUGCUGGAUGUUGUCCAUACACAUGAAAUCGUCAACCAAUGUUUUGAUACACCACACGGAAUUUAUGCGAACUAAAGAGUACAGUUACCGUUGAAUGACGUGUUCCACAUAUUUCUCAUUUGUAAAUUGUAAAUAUAUUGUAACUACUAGAUAAUAUAACGAACGUGUAGCCAUGACCGACGAAAUGAAAUUAGAUCACCGUGCAAAAAAACGAAUUAGAGAUGUUAAACGAAAGGCAAGGCCAGAACUCGGGGAUAAAGCAGGUUGGACUCAACAUGGCUACAGUAAAAGAUUCGAGCCUUUUUGGAAUGUUAAUGAUAAUGUAGAUCGUAUCGAAGAAUCCAAAGUAUCCGACGAGGAGUUUAUAGAGAAAUAUGAGAAACCCUACAAGCCUGUGAUAAUACGAGGUGUUCAAGAUAGCUGGAAAGCCCAAUACAAAUGGACUAUAGAGAGAUUAGUAAAGAAGUACAGGAAUCAAAAGUUUAAAUGUGGAGAAGACAAUGAUGGAUUUAGUGUUAAAAUGAAAAUGAAGUACUAUGUACGUUAUUUGCUUAACAAUGAAGAUGAUUCACCUUUGUAUAUCUUUGAUAGUUCGUUUGGAGAACAUCCUAGGCGAAAAAAAUUGUUAGAAGAUUAUGUUAUUCCUAGAUACUUUCGCGAUGACCUUUUCCAAUAUGUUGGUGAGCAUCAAAGACCGCCAUAUCGUUGGUUUGUUAUGGGACCUGCAAGGUCUGGUACUGGUAUUCAUAUUGAUCCAUUAGGGACCAGUGCAUGGAAUGCACUGGUUUCAGGACAUAAACGUUGGUGCCUCUUUCCUACGCAUACUCCUAGAGAACUUUUGAAGGUGUCUGGAGCUGAGGGUGGUAAACAAAGGGAUGAAGCUAUUACAUGGUUUUCUAUUAUUUAUCCUCGCACAAAGUUACCUACCUGGCCACAGGAUUGUUUGCCAAUUGAGAUUUUACAGAAUCCUGGUGAAACAGUUUUUGUUCCUGGUGGCUGGUGGCAUGUUGUUUUAAAUCUUGAUAGAACUAUAGCAGUUACACAAAACUUUUGUUCUCGUACCAAUUUUCCAGUAGUUUGGCAUAAAACGGUACGGGGGAGACCAAAAUUAUCACGCACGUGGUUGAAACUACUCAGGAGUAAAGAACCAGAAUUGGCAGCCCUAACGGAGACUAUAGACGUGAAGGAAGACACGGGCGUUGCCAGCGAUUCUUCCAGCGGCUCAUCAAGCAGUGUUACUACUACUACCAGUAGUAGUAGUCAAUCGGAAGACGAAAGUGCAGAUGAUAGUGGACAAGAAUCAUUGACAGCAUACAAAAAGAAGAAGAGAAGAAAACUAAAUAACAGCCAACCCUGACAAUAUCAAGCAUUUGGGACCUACAGAGACCUCAGACUGUACAGUAUUAAUCAACAAUUAUUGUUUGUACUAAGAGUAAAUAUAAUUAUUACCACCUUCAUGUUCAUAAUAAAAUAAAUGCUAGGUAAUACCAAAGUUAUUCUUAUUAAAUAAAUUCGUUUAUAUCCUACGC
Messenger RNA from Nomia melanderi (Alkali bee), 1959 nucleotides. It is a transcript of the gene PSR, whose product is annotated as bifunctional arginine demethylase and lysyl-hydroxylase PSR. Gene Ontology annotation, molecular function: histone H4R3 demethylase activity; P-TEFb complex binding. Gene Ontology annotation, biological process: phagocytosis. The record is from RefSeq and is a predicted model, not a curated record. Gene Ontology annotation, cellular component: nucleus; cytoplasm. Lineage: Eukaryota; Metazoa; Arthropoda; Insecta; Hymenoptera; Halictidae.